Prosopis cineraria is the source of this 2349-nucleotide messenger RNA. Its product is annotated as TOM1-like protein 5. Gene Ontology annotation, molecular function: ubiquitin binding; phosphatidylinositol binding. The transcript is spliced from 11 exons. Lineage: Eukaryota; Viridiplantae; Streptophyta; Magnoliopsida; Fabales; Fabaceae. The coding region runs from base 813 to 2033 and encodes 406 amino acids. The record is from RefSeq and is a predicted model, not a curated record. Gene Ontology annotation, biological process: protein transport to vacuole involved in ubiquitin-dependent protein catabolic process via the multivesicular body sorting pathway.
UUUCUUGUCAGUUAAAAAAAGCACAGUUUUUUCUGCCUGAAUAUUCAUCAAGAGAGAAGCAUGGCUUUUCACUGUAAUCUGUCUUCACCGGUUCACCUAUUGUAAUCCUCACAGCUAGUUGGCUUGAAAAGGAAAGCAAUGAACAGUGGUGUGUGUGAUGAGAACGAGGAUGGCUCUACAAUAAAUAUCAGAUUUAGCUUAGAAAAGAAGCUUUAGUGAGUAGGACAGCACAUCAACACCUCAUCUUGAGUCACUCAUGGCGGUGCCCCUUCUUCUGUUUGCUUGACAAGUAAACUGCAACACCCAACCUUAGUUAGAUUCCUCUCCAACCAAGUUUUCAAUUAUAUAUUUCUGUAUUAUGUUUAAUCAAAACUGUACAAUCUCUCUGCAAUCUGUAUUCUUCUUUGUCUGGUGGAGUUCUCCAAGCUCACAAUUUGUUUCUGACAUCUAAAAUACUUGGUUCCCCGAUUAAGAAAUCCAUAUUCGAAAAAGGUUAAAGUUCAGAAAAAGAAAAAGCACCCUGAAAGCAAGCCCCAAAAAGAGAAAAGAAAAGCAAGAUAUAGCAAGAGAAUUCAUUGCGGUUGGGCAGCAUUUGAUCAUUUACUUGUCAUUUCUCCGUUGAUAUGCUGAAGCUCUUUAGGGUUUAUCAGUGCAUCUCCGGCUUCUUUCUCGUGGUCUCUGUCGUUUUAUCCGUCUUUGCAGUUGCAGGGUAGUUCGUGACUCAACCAUAUUUCAUUCUUUGGUAGCUAAUAUUGCAUGCUGGCAUUCAAUUUAGGACUGCCUGUGUGCCAAGAACUAUUAUCUGGAGACAGAUGGCUGCAGAGCUCGUCAAUGUUGCAACAAGUGAGAAACUGGCUGAAAUUGAUUGGAUAAAAAAUAUUGAAAUCUGUGAAUUAGUUGCCCAAGAUCAAAGGCAAGCCAGAGAUGUUGUUAAGGCUGUCAAAAAAAGACUGAGUAGCAAAAGCCCCAAUGCUCAACUUUAUGCAGUCAUGCUGUUGGAAAUGUUGAUGAACAAUAUUGGAGAUCAUAUUCAUAAGCAAGUGAUUGAUAUGGGAAUUAUUCCCAUUCUCGUGAAAAUUGUGAAGAAAAAGUCAGAUUUUCCAGUACGAGAGCGGAUAUUUCUCCUGCUAGAUGCCACACAAACAUCCCUUGGUGGUGCUUCUGGAAAGUUUCCCCAGUAUUAUCAUGCAUAUUAUGAUUUGGUGAGUGCUGGUGUGCAGUUCCCUCAAAGUGCUCAUCUGGUCCAAUCAAAUCAUGCCAGUUCUCAACCGAGCGUACUGAAUGGGGAGCAGGACUCACCUAGAGUUGAAGGGAUUGCUCAGCAGGCAGAGUCUCAGGAUGUCCCUGAAUCUAGCAUUAUUCAAAAGGCUAGCAAUGCAUUUGAAGUUCUAAAAGAAGUCCUUGAUGCUGUUGAUACUCAGCAUCCUGAGGGAGCAAGGGAUGAGUUCACCCUUGACCUUGUGGAACAAUGUUCAUUUCAGAAGCAAAGGGUAAUGCAUCUUGUGAUGAGUUCUCGUGAUGAAAGAAUAAUUUCUCAAGCAAUUGAAUUAAACGAGCAGCUUCAGAAAGUUCUUUCUAGGCAUGACGAACUUCUGUCAGGCAGAGCUAUUACAACAACUGCUAAUCGCCUUGAACAUGAAGCAGUCGAAGAGGAAGAGGAGGCUGAACAGUUAUUCCGAAGAUUACGCAAAGGAAAGGCUUGUGCAAGGCCUGAAAAUGAACAGACUGCAUCCGAGUUACCUCCUUUGAGCGUGCUUGAGGAAAGAUUGAAUCGUCCACUUAUAAGACCACUCUCUUUGGAGCCAUCUCGAGAGGCUGAUAUUCGUUCUUCACCUGCUGUAAAUUCAGUUCCAAACGCAAAUCAUGCUCGUGUCGCAAUUCCUCCCCCACCUGCAAAGCACAUUGAGAGGGAGAGAUUUUUCCAGAAGAACAAGAUGGAUGGUUCUGCUUUGGCUGCCCACAUGGAGGGCCUCUCCCUGCACAGUCGUAAUGGCAGCCACUCCCACAGCGGAAGCUUUGAUUCCAGUGACUGAUAUGCGAACGAGAGGCCCUGCUCUGCUUCCGUUGACCUUUUUUAUCUUUCGAAGUGGGUUUUGGAGUUUUAGUUACGAGGAUUUUAAGAUUUCUGUUUUAGGCUGCUUCUCCAUGGUGGGUUCACAAUGUGAAGUGGGAAAGGAAAAAACGAACAACAAAACUUCUUGAGCUCGUAAGCAUUCCAGUCUGUGUGUCUUUCCUACGGUUUGUACUUCUCAGUUCUCGAGUGCAGGUUUGGUAAUUUUGGUUGGAUAAACUAUUCCUUUUGAUUGUUUUCUUCGUAUUUUGUUAUAAGUUCUUGCACUUUUUUCAAUA